AUGUUAAAAAGAGAUUAUUACAUUUGCUUCCAACCUCUCAUUAAAACAUUGGAAGAAAUCCGAUUAACUUUGGCCAAUGCCUUGUUCAACUACUGCUGCCGUAAAAGUUCUAUUCCUGUUCAGUGCACGUCGGCCUGCGAUUACGACAGAUACACUAGCCAGCUGGUCUCUUACAUGAUGUCAGGACAUUCCGAAUGCCCAACUGCAGCACUUUCAACCGUUCAUCUCUGCGCCUCUCGAGGUCAGGAUCAACGCGAUUGCUGCGCAAGGGCUGGCAUUCCCAGCCAGUGUAUCCGCUAUUGCGAUCCUUCGACGACUUCUAUGCAAACGUCACUACGAUUCCCUUGCCUCAUCUACUUGGACAAAAUGAAAGGUUUUAUAGCAGUCUAGGC
This is a messenger RNA of Strongylus vulgaris, 392 nucleotides long. The record is from the annotation of a GenBank genome assembly. NCBI's taxonomy places the organism in Eukaryota, Metazoa, Nematoda, Chromadorea, Rhabditida, Strongylidae.